ACCAUGACUGGCAAAACACAGACCAGUAAUGUCACCAAUAAGAACGACCCCAAGUCCAUCAACUCCAGAGUCUUCAUCGGCAAUCUCAACACAGCCAUUGUCAAAAAGGGUGACAUAGAGGCAAUCUUUGCAAAGUAUGGAAAAAUUGUUGGCUGCUCAGUCCACAAAGGUUACGCUUUUGUACAGUACAUGAGUGAGAGGCACGCAAGAGCUGCAGUGGCAGGAGAAAAUGCCAGGAUCAUCGCAGGGCAGCCACUAGACAUCAAUAUGGCAGGAGAACCCAAACCAUACAGACCAAAGCCAGGAAACAAGCGGCCAAUUUCUGCUCUCUACAGACUUGAAUCAAAGGAGCCUUUUCUGUCCGUUGGCAGUUAUGUCUUUGAUUAUGAUUACUACAGAGAUGAUUUCUACAGUCGAUUGUUUGAUUACCAUGGCCGGGUCCCUCCACCACCUCGUGCAGUGAUACCACUCAAACGUCCACGUGUAACAGUCACAGCAACUCGCAGAGGAAAGGGUGUGUUUUCCAUGAAAGGAGGAUCACGAUCUGCGUCAAGUGGUACUUCUUCAUCAGGAUCCAAAUUGAAAUCAGAUGAGUUGCAAACAAUCAAGAAGGAAUUAACUCAAAUCAAAACAAAAAUUGACUCUUUGCUAGGGAGACUGGAGAAGAUUGAAAAGCAGCAGAAGGCUGAAGCAGAAGCCCAAAAGAAACAAAUAGAAGACAGUGCUGAAUUGAUCCAAGAGGAAUGUAUAUCAGAGAAUGCAGAUAACUCAACAGAAGAACCAAUUGAAGGAGGACUAGAUGCAGAUGGUGAUGGAGAAGAGAUGACUGAUGGCAUAGAAGAGGAUUUUGAUGAGGAUGGAAGCAGUGAGCUGUUUCUACAAAUUAAAUGAAUUGGAAAUCCCAU
Molecule: messenger RNA, 905 nt
Organism: Eublepharis macularius
Lineage: Eukaryota; Metazoa; Chordata; Lepidosauria; Squamata; Eublepharidae
Gene: RALYL
Product: RALY RNA binding protein like
Exons: 8
Coding region: 4-891 (295 amino acids)
Cellular component (GO): nucleus
Molecular function (GO): RNA binding
Source: RefSeq, a predicted model, not a curated record